UGAAGGUGUUGGUGUUUACCCUCGUGACGUCACUUCCCCCACGCCCGACCACCAAACCUUCCCCCAGCACUCACCCUUCUCCCGUGUUACCAUUGAUUUUACUCCACACAGCACGCUGCAGCAUGGACGCCACGCGGAGGCACUUCAUUAACCAGCUGCCGGACUACACUGGUGGGGAUGUCACUGUGAAGAACCCCGAGCUGCUGACGAGGCGUGUGCUGGACUACGUGAAGGACAUCAGCACCAAAUGGGACAAAAAGGCAAGGAACUGUGAUGGAGGACUGUAUGUUGGGCUGACAGGCGCUGUCUACACCUAUGAGCGAUUGGCAGGUGUGACCCAGCUGGCCCCAGAGAGGGAUCGCCUGCUGGAGCUGGCCAGGGACCUCCUUCCAGUAAUCAAUCACCACCUCAGCAACCACAGGCUUGAGGUAGCUGCCUUCAUUCUAGGAAAUGCGGGCACAUAUGCUGUCAGUGCUGUUGUCAGUAAAGAGCUUGGCAACAUGGAGGAGAGCAAAGCCUAUCUGGACAAGUUCACUGCCCUGGCCCCAAUACUGAUACCUGUCGACUGGCUCUCAUGUGGUGGUGAUGAGUUCCUGGUGGGCCGGGCAGGCUACCUUGCAGGUGUUCUCUGGCUCAGAGCUAAGUUGGGUGGAAAGAUUCUUGAGGAUGAGCAUCUGUUUGCCAUCUUGGACUGCAUGGUUGAGUCUGGCCAGAAGUAUUCAAAGGCUCACAAUAGUUGUGUGCCCCUCAUGUACCAGUACUAUGAAACUGAGUAUUUGGGGGCUGCACAUGGGGUGUCGGGCAUUCUGACCAUGCUGCUGUGUUUUCCAGAAUGGCUUUCCAGACGUCCAGAGUUCAAACUGUUGAUUAAGAAGGCUCUGGAUGCUCUUGUAGCCUUGCAGCAACCUAAUGGCAACUUUCCAGCAUCCAUGGAUGAGGUUGGGGUGAGCAGAGGGCGGAGAAGGGAUGAGUUGGUCCACUGGUGUCAUGGGGCCCCAGGGUUUGUGUAUAUGCUGGCCAAGGGUUACAUGGUUUUUGAAGACAAGAAGUACUUGGACUCUGCUUUAAGGUGUGGAGAAGUUACUUGGGAGAAAGGCUUGUUGACCAAAGGACCAGGUAUCUGUCAUGGUGUGGCUGGCUCUGGGUACGUGUUCUUAACCCUCUACAGACUGACCCAAGACCCAAAACACCUGCACCGAGCCAUACAGUUUUACCACUUCAUCAACACUGAGGAAUUCAAGCAGGCACGCACCCCUGACAACCCAUACAGCCUGUUUGAGGGUGUGGGAGGCACCGUUUGCUUUGUUGCUGAUCUCCUGAAUCCUAUGAAGGCAUCUUUCCCUCUUUUUGAUAUCUUUUAAUACUUCACUACUCUGAUUGAUGAGUUUGAUGUCAAGUGUGGCAGCAAAAGAGACAUUUUUUUACUUGUCCAUUUGUGUAUCCUGCUUCUUCUCUCAUUUAAGAAAAAUGUAUUUUGUGUAGUCUUUUGUUUCAGACAUAAAGAUUUAAGCCACAAGUGGACUGUCCCUGCAUGAGUGAGUAUUGGCUUUAUCUUGCAGUGAUAUUCUAAUUCAUCUAUGUCCUUGCCACAUAUUAGGCCAGAUCCUACUCUGCCUUCCAUGACAGCCUUUUAAUUUGUGAUGGGAGUCAUGGGUGGGAUGUUAAUUUGCUUCUCAUGGUCUGUUGGCAAGUAGACUUGUACUGAAUGUAGUUGGUUAAGCUUAGUUAUGGUGGGAUACCACAGUAGGUGCAGGAUCUCAUACCAGAACUACAGUUUUAUUUUGGAAGAAAUGGACCUCAAGUCCCUGUUCCCUCUGGUGACCUGUUGUUCUUUCACUCUUGGAUGUUCUUCAUGGUUGAUGGAUUGAAUUAUUGUAUUUAGGCACCUUAACAUUGUCAUAUGGUGUCACCAUUCUUCAAGGUUUAUUCAUACAUUUAUUCACGUUAGCACCAGAAGGUUCUUCACGGCUUAUAAACACCUUCAUAUUUACUCUAACAAUUCAUUCUGACUUAAGUUUUACUCUCAACAUUGUAUUCAUGAACUUACCCCUUGACCUUAAAAGCUCAGGUUUUUGUUGCAUUGCAUUACACUCUGCUGCCAAUGAAUUGUACAGAUCUAGUGAAAGCCAAGUACAAUGAGUUUCAACAGUUCCAGGACAUGCUAGUCAAUUGUGAGGAAGAUCUCCAAUUCAUAGAAUGCAUAGUUGCACAUUUAGUUCGCAUUUUCUCUCUCUCUCCUCCAGUCUGCUUUUGCACAUAGUUAUCUUAUACACUCAUCUCCUCAAGCAUACACUUCUGUCAUAUAUGUGAAUUCUGGUAUUGAAUUUUAUCAUGAAUUCCAAAUUCUAAGCUCACUAUUGUCUGUAUAGCACUAUAGAUUCUCUACUCUUCCUAUUUUGCUUGCACCUACUCCAGUUUAAUUUUUGUUUAUCCCACUAAUGGACCUUCCUAUUUCUUAAUUCCAAGAUAUUAUUUUCUUCUACUCCCACCAUCAUUUAUGCAUAGGCAUUUCUUUCUUCUGUCUAAAGUAUCUUCUUUUUCUACCCAUUCAAUGUUGCCCUUACAUUUUCCAUUGUCUUGCUGUCCUAACUUCAUUUCCGUUCUACAAGGAAUGGGGAGUGUUACGUCAUAGUGUGUAUUGAACUGGUUUUGAAAUACAGAAGCAAGCAGUUACAAACUUUAUGACCUAAGGAUGUUUCCCUUACUCUGCUUAAGCCCCUACCUUGCAUUGAGGGUCAGUGGGUCGUGAUAUUAGAUGUACUAAAAGAUGUAUGCGUAUACGUACUCUAAUUACAUGUCAAGUUGUAGUAUUAAGAAUUUUCAUGAUUCCCACAAUGCCUUUUGUCAAACUUAUUAAAGAAAUUAAUGUCUUUUGAUGAGCAUUUGACUAAUAAACAGGACAUGCAAUGAAA
Messenger RNA from Scylla paramamosain (green mud crab), 2912 nucleotides. Its product is annotated as lanC-like protein 3 homolog. The record is from RefSeq and is a predicted model, not a curated record. The transcript has 7 exons. Gene Ontology annotation, cellular component: plasma membrane. The coding region runs from base 123 to 1361 and encodes 412 amino acids. NCBI's taxonomy places the organism in Eukaryota, Metazoa, Arthropoda, Malacostraca, Decapoda, Portunidae. Gene Ontology annotation, biological process: peptide modification; carbohydrate metabolic process.